AUGGCACGUAACGCAGAGAAAGCGCAGUCUAUGCUGUUUCGCUUCCGCGCGCAACAAGCAUCCGACUUGGGCAUCCUCGACAUCAACAAGACCCGCAGACCGAAGGCCAUCAGCCAACAAGAACACAUCCCCACUUGUGAACGAUGGCGGGGCCAGGUACUCAAGGAGAUCUCCCGCAAGAUCACCAAGAUUCAAGACCCAGCGCUCUCCGACUACCAAGUCCGAGAUCUGAACGAUGAGCUGAACAAGCUGUUCCGCGAGAAAUGGCAGUGGGAGGUGCGGAUACGAGAGCUCGGCGGGCCAAACUACAUGCGCGGUGGUGGGCGGGUGACGGAUGAGGAAGGCAGGGUCAUCGAGGGUGGUGGGAAGGGAUAUCGGUACUUUGGGCGCGCGCGGGAGCUGCCGGGUGUGAAGGAAUUGUUUGAGGCUGCGACGAAGAAGAGUCCGGAGGAGGAGCGGAAGAAGGAAUCGAGGCAAGAGCUGCGCAUGAGAGUGAAUGCGGGUUACUAUGGGUAUAACCUGGACGAAGAGGACGGGAGCCUACUCGCGUAUGAGGCGAAGAAGGAGAAGGAGGCGUAUGAGGCGCUGAUGGUGGUGGGCGAGGAGCAGGCACUCGAUGGAGCGUGGGAGCCGUUACCGGGUGACGUGGGUGACGGUGUGAUAUGGAAGCUGCCAACGGCGGAGGAAGUGGAAACUGAGCUGUUGGAAAGACGAAAGAGGAAGCUGUUGGAAAAGCUGUGA
Baudoinia panamericana UAMH 10762 is the source of this 741-nucleotide messenger RNA. RefSeq lists its product as uncharacterized. The transcript has a single exon. The coding region runs from base 1 to 741 and encodes 246 amino acids. Gene Ontology annotation, biological process: generation of catalytic spliceosome for second transesterification step; mRNA 3'-splice site recognition. The record is from RefSeq and is a predicted model, not a curated record. Gene Ontology annotation, cellular component: post-mRNA release spliceosomal complex; catalytic step 2 spliceosome; post-spliceosomal complex. NCBI's taxonomy places the organism in Eukaryota, Fungi, Ascomycota, Dothideomycetes, Mycosphaerellales, Teratosphaeriaceae.